AUGGUUUCCCGACCGACUGUUUUUCUCAUCGGAGCUGGAUAUAUCGGCCUGAAUGUUCUCGAUGAGCUUCUUACCGCGGAGUACCCAGUAACAGUCUUGACCCGGCAUCCCGAGCAGGCCUCAGUCCUUGCGGAGCGUAACGUCAAACCCGUUUUAGGCUCUUUGAGUGAUGUGGAACUUCUCACAGAUCAAACUGCAAAACAUACCAUCACCAUCAACACGGCAUCCUGCGAUGACUUACCAAGUGUGCAAGCAAUUCUAGCUGGCAUACGGCAAAGAGUUGCUGCAGGUACACCGGCUAUCUAUAUCCACACCAGCGGAGGAGGAGUACUCGAAGAUGGCGCAUUGGGCAUGAAUAAAAGUGAGAAGAUAUACCACGACAACCAGCCAGAGGAGAUUGAAUCCCUCCCGUCUACCUCUAUGCACCGACACGUCGACAUUCCUAUAGCCCAGGCCGCACGUGAAUUCGGAGAUCGAGCAAAGAUUGCCGUGAUUCUCCCGCCACUUGUGUACGGAUUAAACCCUGUCCAUAAGCGCCAUUCGAUUGCCCUGCCUGCGUUGGUCCGCUUUGCUUUGAAACGCGGCUUUGCUGGGUACGUGGGUGCGGGCCAUAAUGUGUGGAGCUUGGUGCAUGUCAGAGAUCUUGGCCGUGCAUAUUUGACACUGCUUGGUUUCGUCGAAAGCUCGUCGCCAGCAGUCAUUUUAGAGAACCCUUAUUUCUUCGCUGAGAAUGGAUCUGAGUCUUCUCUUCUUGAGCUUGCAAGCCAUGUAAGUCAGGUCCUAUACGAAGCAGGCAAAUUGGAGAGCCCCGUGGCUCAUACCUUUGCGGAAUCUGAUUAUGAUGACGUUUUUGGCCCUAUGACUGGAAGAGGCUUUGGUUGCAACUCGAGAAGUCGCUCUGUCAGACUGCAAGCUUUGGGUUGGAAACCGACGGAAAGGGAUAUUUGGACAAGUCUCAAAGAAGAGGAGAUUCCAGCUUUGUUGUUGGGUUAA
Penicillium verhagenii is the source of this 993-nucleotide messenger RNA. RefSeq lists its product as uncharacterized. The record is from RefSeq and is a predicted model, not a curated record. The transcript has a single exon. The coding region runs from base 1 to 993 and encodes 330 amino acids. NCBI's taxonomy places the organism in Eukaryota, Fungi, Ascomycota, Eurotiomycetes, Eurotiales, Aspergillaceae.